This is a messenger RNA of Dioszegia hungarica, 972 nucleotides long. RefSeq lists its product as uncharacterized. The record is from RefSeq and is a predicted model, not a curated record. NCBI's taxonomy places the organism in Eukaryota, Fungi, Basidiomycota, Tremellomycetes, Tremellales, Bulleribasidiaceae. The transcript is spliced from 5 exons. The coding region runs from base 1 to 972 and encodes 323 amino acids.
AUGUUUCACAUCGCCAUCGCCACCGCUGUCCUCGCUGCUGGAUCCGCCCUCGCUCAGGGCCAAAGCGCUCUUCCGCCUCUGCCGUCCAUGAUCGGCCCUCUCAGCUUCUCUCCGCAGUGCCAGCAGGCCGUCAUUGGCGUGGCCACUCAGGGCGCUCUCGCUCAGUGCUUCCCCUUUGCCGAUCUCUUCCCUUUGCUGUCUACCAACACCUUCAUCAUCCCCUUCCUCGACAAAUUCCAGACCGACCUCUGCUACAACUACCCCACCUGCAGCCAGGCCACUCUUACCGCUGCUGCCCAGACCGUCGCCCAGGGCUGCGCCGAGGACCUGAAGAAGGAUGGUAUCGCCGCCCAGACCAUCAUCGACAUCUUCAGUGCCUACCCCAUUGUCCGCGAGGUUCUUUGCCUCAAGACGACCGACCCCUACACCGCCAAGUCGUACGGGGGCUUCCUCGGCGCGCCGCCAAUCCCCAUCGUCGGCAACCCCAUCUACAACUCGACUGACGGUACCUUCUGCCUCACCUCGGUCGCCACUCAGCUCUCGGCCUACUUUGGCACCCAGCUCACCGUCCCUUACCUCGCCGGUCUGGUCAGCGGCCAGAACUCGACCGCUCUCGCCCUUGCCACCUCCAUCAACCCCAACAUCGUCUGCAACACCUGUUUCUUUGCCGCACUUGAGAUCGUCGACCUCAUUAUCCCCGCAGUUGGCAACACCCCCGUCGCCGCCGUCAUCCAGUUCUUCAUGGCCAUGGUUCCCAAAUCGCUUGGCGCCACCACCAUCAACCAGCUCUUCGACUGGACUUGCGCCUACAAGCCCUUGUCUUUGGUCCUCGACGGCAAGCUCCCUAACGGCGUCUCGGUGUCCAUCGUCAACUCGUCCUACCCUAUCCCCAUCUCCAACGGCCAGCCGCUUCCGGUCAAUUGCCAGGCCAAGAGGGAGGAGGUCUCGCUCUUCGGCAGGAAGCGAGCUUAA